Messenger RNA from Penicillium digitatum Pd1, 1131 nucleotides. Its product is annotated as tetratricopeptide repeat protein. Gene Ontology annotation, biological process: negative regulation of G2/M transition of mitotic cell cycle. The record is from RefSeq and is a predicted model, not a curated record. NCBI's taxonomy places the organism in Eukaryota, Fungi, Ascomycota, Eurotiomycetes, Eurotiales, Aspergillaceae. Gene Ontology annotation, molecular function: protein binding. Gene Ontology annotation, cellular component: cell division site.
AUGCCCUCACUACGCACCAUCCUCCACAAAUGCGACGACCUCAGCACAACCCAGCCACCCCAAAAUGCAGCAGCAACACCCCAGGCACCCAAGUUGAUGCUCAUCCGUACAGACACCCAUACCCGAGAGAUAAUCAUCCCUCCAUCUAACCCACAUGACCCGUCCCCAUACCUAUCAUCACCAACUCAAGAAGAGUCCACUUCUCCGCGCCGGAGCUUCCAGCUCUUCAGCCGCUCCCCAAGACCCUCCUCUCCAUCCUCGCAAUCCCCGCCACGUCGUGAGCACCGUCUCUCAAACCUCCUCCAUCUCGACUCCCGCAGUCGCAGUGGAUCGCGUGAUUCCUCCGCUAAUAUUCCCGCGGACCUGCCUCAGAUAGAUGAUGAUCGCGGUACGAGCAAGCAGGAGCGUGAGGCGUUGUGGGAGGCUAGGGCUACUGUGCUUGUGCAGCAGAAUCCGCAGUUUGCACAAUCUGGUUCGUCCUUGCCGGGGCGGCAGGGCGAAGGAGAAGCGUCACUGAGCUUGGGACCGGGGCUGGAGCAGACUAGAUCGAGGAGCUCGAGCCAGACUCGGGUUGGCAUGGAUCCGAAUGAAGAUAUUAAUAUCCAAGAGGCUAUUCGGCUGCAUGAAGCUGGUGAUCUCGAGCGGUCAACUCACAUGUUCGGACAACUUGCCGAUCCAAAUGGCGCAAACAAUCCCUUGAGUCAGGUUCUUUAUGGCCUCGCACUACGACAUGGAUGGGGCUGCCCUGUAGAUCCCGCACGUGCUGUAGCCUAUCUCUCUGCCGCAGCAUCCAAUUCCGCCGCGGUCGAAGCGGAGGCCCUCCGUGCCGGCGUCAAGAAAGGAGGGGUUGCAAAAGGCGAGCUCGUUUUGGCCAUGUUCGAGUUGGCCAACUGCUUCCGGAACGGGUGGGGUAUAGCAAAAGACCCUCCUGCUGCUAGGCAGUACUACGAGACUGCUGCGAAUUUGGGUGACACCGAUGCCAUGAAUGAAGCGGGCUGGUGCUAUCUUGAGGGAUUUGGGGGUAAGAAGGACAAGUUCAAAGCGGCUAAGUAUUACAGACUUGCCGAGGAGAAUGGGUGCCCUACUCUUGGGAACUCCUGGAUCUGGAAAGACAAGUACAACCCGAAGUAG